Nannospalax galili (Upper Galilee mountains blind mole rat) is the source of this 1305-nucleotide messenger RNA. RefSeq names its product beta-1,4 N-acetylgalactosaminyltransferase 1-like. NCBI's taxonomy places the organism in Eukaryota, Metazoa, Chordata, Mammalia, Rodentia, Spalacidae. The record is from RefSeq and is a predicted model, not a curated record. Gene Ontology annotation, biological process: ganglioside biosynthetic process.
AUGGCGCAGGGGCGGAAGAGCGGCCGUCGGACGAGCGGCCGCAGAGAGGAGCCGGGAAGCCCGCCGGCCGCGCCUGCGCACUGCGCCGCCGACGCCGGCUGGGGAAGGGCAACUGCCCGGAGAGCGUGUGGCCGGCGCGCUCUCGCGAGAACUCGGCCGCGCAGCGGCUGGCUUGAAUCUGGCGGGAGCGCCCGUCCCGGGGCCCCGCCCGGAUCGUGCGGACGCCCAGACGCCCGGGAGUGGCGAGGAAUCUGGCCCCGACGGGCUGAGGGCGGUUGGGGAAGCCGGGGUCCGGGAAGCCCCUCGGCCCGCGUCUGCCCGCGUGGUGGUUCCGGGCUGGACACCGCCAGCGCUCUUCCCACGGUGGCGCGGUGCAGGCUGUACCCCAGAGCCAGCACCCGCGCGGCGGGACCUCCCUUUCCAAGUUCCUGGGCGAAGUCAGGCCGCGGACUGGAUAAACUCAACCGACAGCUGCAACUGGUCACUUACAGCAGCUGAAGCUACCAGACCAACAAGGCAGACACAGAAGCCCAUUGCAACAUCAAUGCUAUGGUCACCAUUGCCACCGAGACCUUUCUUCGUUAUGGUCGGUUAAGGACACUCAUUGCCAGCAUCCGACGCUUCUACUCUACAGUCACCAUAGUCAUCACAGACGACAGCGACAAACCAGAGUGCAUUAGCGACCCCCAUGUGCAGCACUAUCUCAUGCCCUUUGGCAAGGGCUGGUUCGCAGGUGGGAACCUGGCCGUGUCUCAAGUGACCACCAAGUACGUGCUGUGGGUGGACGAUGACUUUGUCUUUACGGCGCGCACGCGGCUGGAAAAGCUUGUGGACGUGCUAGAGCGGACGCAGCUGGACCUGGUUGGGGGCGCGGUGCGCGAUAUAGGCUUUGCCACCACUUACCGGCAGCUGCUGAGCGUGGAACCCUGUGCUCCCGGCCUUGGGAACUGCCUGCGGCAAAAGCGCGGCUUCCACCACGAGCUAGUUGGCUUCCCAAGCUGUGUGGUCACGGAUGGCGGCCUGGCGCGCACGGACAAGGUGCGAGAAGUGGGCUUUGACCCACGCCUCAGCCGCGUGGCACAUCUACAGUUCUUCCUGGAUGGACUCGGUUCACUUCGUGUUGACUCCUGCUCGGACAUCACUGUGGACCAUACAUGGAAGGUGAAGCUGCUGUGGACAUCAAGGGAUGCUGGGGCAGAGACUUAUGCCACCCUACCACAACCGAGGAUCACUGGUGAAAGUCAUGUGGCCAAACACCGCCUGCUCUCUUUCAAACACCGGCUACCAUGUGUGACAGCUGAGUGA